Perca flavescens (yellow perch) is the source of this 6641-nucleotide messenger RNA. RefSeq names its product TLE family member 2, transcriptional corepressor b (gene tle2b). The transcript is spliced from 22 exons. NCBI's taxonomy places the organism in Eukaryota, Metazoa, Chordata, Actinopteri, Perciformes, Percidae. Gene Ontology annotation, molecular function: transcription corepressor activity; protein binding. The record is from RefSeq and is a predicted model, not a curated record. Gene Ontology annotation, biological process: negative regulation of canonical Wnt signaling pathway; regulation of DNA-templated transcription. Gene Ontology annotation, cellular component: nucleus; transcription regulator complex. The coding region runs from base 1107 to 3413 and encodes 768 amino acids.
UGGUGUCCUUUCCCACAGUCUAAAUUGAGAUGUGUACGCCUUACUAGACUUUCCCUCGUCUUUACAGCGUGUUGUUGAUUGAGGGCACGCUCAGUUACUUAACUGACAGGACAUAAGUGUCUCUAACGACCGUUGUUUUCUGGCUUAAAGGUUCAUAUUAAUGUAAAAAUGGUGGUGCUCUGGUUGACUUUCUCUGAUGUAUCAACCAGCUCAAAAGUCUUCAUUCUGUAAGCUAGGUAGGCUAAUUUAAGUAAGCUAACAAUAUAAUACUGUUGUGUUUUUGUAGCAGAGUUUAGUACAGGUUUUAGUAGCUUUGCCAUUGUUAAUAGGAUACAGUAUUGCAUAAUCUUACACUGGAAUAACGUUACUUCCACUCAGGAUUUGAAGCCCUUAGUACAAUUUUGCUGACCCUCACGUCGAAGGUGCUGACUCUCCUCUGUGGAUCCCCUCAGCCUGCAUCCCUGAACUUCCUCCUGUAUCACAAAGGCAGAGCAGCAGCAGUCAAGGCAGAGGCUUCAGUGUGUCCGAGAGAGAGAGUAAAGAAGGGGGAAAAGCAGAGAAGAAGACUAUUUGGACGGAGCUGAGUGUGUGUUUAUGUUUGUAUGUCUCACCAUUGGACGGCCGAGUGAAGAGGCACGAGGAGAAGAGGAGGAGGAGGAGAAGAAGAUGGAAGCCUGCCUGGAUGAAAUUCUCGGUGUCAUGUCACUACGUGUGGACCUUGACUGAUCACAGGGUGAGGAAAAGGAAGAGAGGAAGACGAGGAGGUGGAGAAACCGAGACUUUGGUUUUACUGAGAAAAGAAGAUAAGAAGGAGGAGGUACAAGUCUGGCGCUCCGUUUUAUCAUGACAUUGGAUAAACGAACCGACGGAUUGAGCGCUCUUCAGUUGUGUGUCAACAGGAAUUCACCUUAGAAGAAAAGAAGGAGAGAGACUUUGGAAGAGUAAAGACUGCUGUGUUAAACCCAGCUAAGGAGCAGGGACUGGACUUACAGAGUGUGUGUGUGUGUGUUUGUGUGGCUGUGUAACCGGUGGAGGGCAGAGGAGUGGAGGGCCAGGGGACUAACCUGGCCAUCAAACGGACUGGCAGCCUCUCCUCUCCUGGGAUCAUGUACCCUCAGGGUAGGCAUCCGGUUCCCUUACAACCCGGCCAGUCUUUCAAGUUCACAGUCCUGGAAACCCUGGACCGUAUCAAGGAGGAAUUCCAGUUCCUCCAGGCGCAGUAUCACAGCCUGAAGCUGGAGUGUGAGAAGCUGGCCAGUGAGAAGACUGAGAUGCAGAGGCACUACAUCAUGUACUACGAAAUGUCCUACGGUCUCAACAUUGAGAUGCACAAACAGGCGGAGAUUGUCAAGCGUCUCAGUGCCAUCUGCGCUCAGAUCAUCCCAUUCCUCUCUCAAGAGCACCAGCAACAGGUGGUCCAAGCAGUGGAAAGGGCAAAGCAGGUCACCAUGGCUGAGCUCAAUGCCAUUAUCGGGCAGCAGCUCCAGCACCUGUCUCACCAUGCUCCUGGCAUUCCUCUGACGCCACACCCAUCAGGCCUGUCCCUGGGGGCGGGGAGCUCAGGGCUUCUUGCGCUGACCGGGGCCCUGGGGGUCUCGGCCCACCUUGCCUCCAAAGAUGAUCGCAACCACCUUGAUCCCGAACAUCUCAGAGAGGGAGCACCCAGCAGGAGUAAGUCAGUGUCAUCAACAGACAGUCAGCCCACUGAGGAGCGCCAGGGCCCAUCAGGAGGCUACUCCUCCUCGCAGGGAGGAGCUGAGGCAAAGAGGAGGCGCUGUGAUGACAAAGAGCCCCUUCCACCACACUCCUAUGACAGUGAUGGAGACAAGAGUGAAGACAAUCUCGUGGUGGACGUUUCCAAUGAGGAGCCUAACUCUCCUGUGGGCAGCCCUCCUCACUCCCCCCACGGGAACGGGUUAGACCGGGCUCCUACCCUAAGGAAAGAGCUCCCGGGCUCCUCAAGCACAGGAGAGGCCCCCUCCACCCCAAACCCCCGCAGCCCCACCCCAGGGAAGGGCAAAGACCCUGCACAGAUGGAUAAGUCCCAGUCUCCGUUGUCCAAGUCUGGCACCCCAUCCCCGUCCCACCGUGAGGCCCUUACCCCAGGAGCCCCAGGAGCCCCUGGUCCCAGCACCUCCUGCCUUCGUCUGGUCAGCAAAGCAGCAUCCAGCGCAGACCCCCUUGCUCUCCGCAGUCCCAUGUCUGUGCCCCCUGGUUCAUACCCAGCUCAUUUUGGCGUGGUGUCCCACGCAGGCCUGAAUGGGGAGCUGGCCAGCCCAGGAGGUUUCGGUGGGGCUCUAACUCUCUCUCCACAAAUCAGCGCAGCAGCCAGUGCCUACUCCCGAAGCCCCAUGGUGGCGUAUGACUCUCGGUCUCACCUGAGGGCGCCAGGGCUGUCCUCUUCUCUGCCUGGUUCCUCUGGCGGCAAGCCUGCCUACUCGUUCCACGUGAGCGCAGACGGCCAGAUGCAGCCGGUGCCCUUUCCCCCUGACGCCCUGCUGGGCCCGGGAAUCCCUCGCCACGCCCGUCAGAUUCACACCCUGAACCACGGAGAGGUGGUGUGUGCCGUCACCAUCAGCACCUCGACACGCCACGUCUACACCGGAGGCAAGGGCUGCGUCAAGGUGUGGGACAUCAGCCAGCCUGGAAGCAAGAGCCCCAUGGCCCAGCUGGACUGUCUGAACAGGGAUAACUACAUCCGCUCCUGUAAAAUCCUCCCUGACGGACGGACCUUGAUCGUCGGCGGGGAGGCCAGCACGCUGUCAAUCUGGGAUUUGGCCACGCCCACUCCCCGCAUCAAAGCGGAGCUGACGUCGUCCGCUCCCGCCUGCUACGCUCUGGCCAUCUCCCCUGACAACAAGGUCUGCUUCUCCUGCUGCAGCGACGGAAACAUUGUCGUCUGGGACCUUCACAACCAGACACUGGUCAGGCAGUUCCAGGGCCACACAGACGGAGCGAGCUGCAUCGACAUCUCCAACGACGGCACCAAACUGUGGACGGGAGGGCUGGACAACACAGUCCGCUGCUGGGACCUCCGAGAGGGACGCCAGCUCCAGCAACACGACUUCACCUCGCAGAUCUUCUCUCUGGGCUACUGUCCGACAGGCGAGUGGCUGGCUGUGGGAAUGGAGAGCAGUAACGUGGAAGUUCUGCACGUCUCCAAACCUGACAAGUACCAGCUGCACCUCCAUGAGAGCUGCGUUCUCUCUCUCAAGUUCGCCUACUGUGGCAAGUGGUUCGUGAGCACAGGAAAAGACAAUCUGUUGAAUGCAUGGAGGACACCGUAUGGAGCUAGUAUUUUCCAGUCCAAGGAGUCCUCGUCUGUGCUGAGCUGUGACGUCUCCCCGGACGACAAGUACAUAGUGACGGGCUCCGGGGACAAGAAGGCCACGGUGUACGAGGUGGUGUACUGAGGUCCGGGACGAGAUGGGAAGAGACAGGACGGAGAUUUUUCUGGUGGGUUUUUUGGAGGAUAGGGGAGGGGCGAACCAGUUGCCCCGCCAACCGCUCCUGAUCCUCGUUAAAUCAGCAACAGCAGCACCUCCGUCUCAGUCCUCUGAGUCCUCCUGACCCUCACCCCUAAUACAUCACCCCCUCUCCCCCUUUUUCCUGUGAUAUAAGCUACUGUGGAAGCUCCCGUACGCCUCCUCCCUCCUCCCCCCCUUCCCUUUUCAGCCCAAGGAUGAGGCAUGAUAGCAGAGAGAGAGAGGCAGAAAGGGAAGCAGCAAGAUAAGAAGGACAAAGGAAAAGGGCGGUGGAGCAUAAAGAUAAAGUCGGGAGGGAAAGACAAGAAGGAGGAGAGAAAGCGAGAGUGCGGAAGGAAGAGAAAUGAAAGGGAGCGUGAGGAGAGGGAGGAGGAGGAAAGAGGCAGGGUAAUUAGGGCUGUUUCCUGAUUAAGAGCUCAGUGGAAGGGAGGCCCCCAGAGGAGGCGCGGAGCGGCACUGUGGGAGCGCCAGCCGGGAGCACUGAUACCACACAAUCGAUUCAUUAGCCAGACAGUGGAAGCCUUAAUGAGGCUGACGCCGCAGCUCGCUCUCCCCAGCGAGAGGUGUCAGGAGCUCGGGAACGAUGACGCUCCGAGAUGGAGGGGGGUCGCUUCAGAUAUUCACAUACACUGACAUGAAAUGUAGACCUGCUCACACACACACACACACACAAACACACACACACACAGGCGCACAUCAUCGGGCAAGAAUACACACUCUUGGAUACACUCCCUUGAGGUGAUCGCAAGAAGAGAGAAACGCACACACACAACACACAGAGCACCCAAUUAAACAUUCAUCGCAGCACUCCCCGUCUCACUGCUUAAUAUCUAUUUUAUUUUGGUCUGACAAAGGCAGCGUCUAAUGAGCAGCAGAGUCAAUGGGAUUCUCCCAGGGCCCUGAGACACAAACACAGAACAUCAGCCGAGCUGUUCCCUCUAAUUCCUCUGGAUUGUUCUCCUGACACCGGGCGCUGCACUCACUCUCAUUAAAGGCACUGUCAGCUAGAUGAAGUAGCAGCACGCCAACUUCACUGUAAGGCAGACAAGAGGGCAAAUUAACACCACCCGAUUACGCUAUCAUCAGCAGCAAACUAAGCAGCUAAUCCGAAUCCUUUUCAAUUUUAUGCAACUAGUUGCGGUUUUUCAUUUACACACCAGAUGAGAAUUACAUGUUUAUCAAAGUCAUUGUCUCGAUCCCCGCCUGCCUGCUGAUGAUGCUAGUGUUCAAAGUGGCUAAAUCUGGUUCGGUGAGCUAUUGAUUGCUAUUAAUUGAUGAAAAUACACUUAUAGAUUCAAAUGAUUGAUGCCACUCUUUCACUAAGUAUGAAGCAGCUUGCUAAUCUAGCUGAGCAUAAAGACUGAAAACGGGGAAACAGCUAGCUUGGCUCUGUCCAGAACUAACAAAAACUGCCUACCAGCACCUCUAAAGCUCAUGAUUAACAUGUUAACAUAUCUUGUGUUAAAUCAACAACUUGCUGUUUCAUAGGGGGGGGUUAUGUGCAGGACUAUUUCUUGGCACUGAGCAGUAACUGGAGUGUCCCCUGGUUUCCUGGUAACCUAGUCAUGCACAUAACCGCCCUGUAAAACAACAUGUUGAUUUUACACUUGUGGUUAUGGUAUGGAUUAAAGAACGAGAUAUAGCGUGUUCAUUAGUGAUCUUUAAAGGUGCUGGUAGGUGGGUUUUGCUUCCUUUGGACAGAGCCAGGCUAGCUGCUCCCCAUUGUUUCCAGACUUUAUGCUAAGCGACUGCUGGCUGUAGCCUCAUAUUUACAGUACAGAUGUGGGAGUCGUAUCAAUCUUGUGAUCUAACUCUCAGCAAGAAAUCAAAUAAGCGUAUUUCCCAAAGUAUUUUCCAAAAGUAUGAACUAUUUCUUUAAACCUGAUUCUUGCUCUGCAGUCCUCCUUGUAUCAUAUUCCAAACUGUCCGGCAAUGUAUAUCAGAGCUUUCUGCUUCUGUAGAACAUGCAUCACCAUUAUGUAGACUAAACAGGCACAUUUUAAGCUUUUCUUUUAUUACUCAUUUAUUUCAGUAUUUUUUAUAAAUAGUUAUUGCUCGUCUUAUGUAAUGAUAUGUUUAUGUAUUGGGGUUGCCUAUGACUGCGUUUCGGGUUCGGGGGAGCAAACAGAGGGACGCACUCACACAUGGGGACAUACAAAAUCAAGUAGAACACAGGCGGGAAAAAUAUUUUUGUUCUUUUAACUUUCUUUCUUUUUUUUUUAAAUCAGUGUGUUUUUAUCCUUGGUGGUGGUGACAGGCAGAGGGCAUAUACAUCAGCAGUCCAAUGUAAAGAAAAAUAAAUGAGGCCCUCUGUUUUGUUUGUUGUUUUUGUUUUAUUCCCUUUCUUUUCAAAAGUGGUAGUAAAUGUAAUGUAGUCUGUUUUCAGUCCUUAUUGUGCAGCUGAACUAUUUUUCUGUUGAGUCCGUGGUCAGUGUACAGCAGGCGUUGGCUGCAACAUGACGAUUCAGAUUUAGCCAUCGAAGAGGUCCCACUUUUUACUGCAUGCUUGUUGCACUAAAGCUCCACUUCUGCUGAUAGAACGAGACAAAUCCAAUUUUACUCAGUAGAUACAGUGAACGGUCUCACGGCCACAGUUUUACUGUUUAGAAUUUUACAUUACAGUAUGCAACUCAAGUCAAUUGUAUGUUUUAGCCAAAUUUGUCCAUGUUUCUCACUGCUGCGCUAAUGCAGGAUAGAAGAAUUAUGAGGGACUUCUCUAAUGGCUACUGUACCAGCGAGGAGUCUGAGAUCAUCUGUACAGUUCAAUGCCUUUGCCUGCCUCUUUCCCUUUCUGCCCGUCAGCCACAGGCAGACCUAAAUGAUAUUCUCAUACACAAGCUUGUAUACUACUCAGAAUGAUGCUGUAUAAUGGCUAUGCAUUUGGUGGUAUAGCGUGAAUAUUUGGGACAUUGUAUUUGAUACUCUUCUGUAACUGUCAGUAACGUAUCUCCCCUCUGCUUGUGCUUUCUCUGUUCCAACAGUAUAAAAAAACUUUUAUUUUCCGUUAUACAAGCCCGUGUUUAGUUUUUCUUUUAAAAAGCCAAGGAUAUUUUUUUUUUUUACUGCACUGUGUCUUCUUCCCUUCUGAUGCGUUUCCUAUGUGCUGUACAAGAAAUACUAUGUGUGAAAAAUAAACCAAACUUGUGUUCAUCCUUU